GCUUGGUCUUCGACUUUUGUCUGCUUUCCUCCCUUCAUCUUCGCCAAUUCCUCUAGGUUGGCGAUCUAUCACCAAUUGUCGUAUCUUCUGCUGUCAUAGAACCGCAAUGGUUCACGCCGUUCUUCCUCCACCGCCGCCGUCGAGGCCUGUGACGUCGCGGACGUCUCUUGUUCCUCAUGUGGAGCAUGCGAUUGUUCCGCGGUCGUCUACCUCCCACCCUGACAAUCCGGUUCCAGAGGAGCCUCGUGGCGUUCGCUCGCUCUCGAUAACUGAUGUGAAUUUCAGUGUCUCCACGCCGUCUUCGCCGGAGACAGACACUACCAGCUCAGAGACAGCGUCGGGUGUCCAGACUCCUGCCACUGAAAUCCAAUCCGAAGCUGAAGAAUCCGCCCGCGAUGGCCCCGAAAAGCAACGACGAGCAUCUACCGUACUCAUCUCCCAGAACUCUGAUGACAUGAGACGUAUCCUGGAAAAUGUGGGAUCUAGCGGUACGCAGAAGCUUCAGCCGCUUUGCUGUGGUGGUGGAUGCUGCCGCAGCAAGCCCUUGGUGAGCUUCACACCUCCACUGGCCGGAGUGAAAGCAAUCACUCCCCCAGACAACAAGGCCUAUCAAUGUUUGAAGCUCAAUGUCGAUUACCUCACUUUGGACAGCGAGCUGAGCAACGUCGCUCCUUUGCCCGAGAAGACGGUCUCCUUCUCGUCCGUCCCAGGCUACGCAGUAGAUGUGGAGCUGGGACCGGCAGACCAUCCUCCUUCUUUCGUCCAGCCUCACCCGCCAUACAAUGUCUACCGGGCGCCCUUGUACCAUGCGCGCGAGCUGACAGGGUCAGGUGCGGAGAAGCGGACGUAUCACUUUGACAUUGACGUCACCGACUACCCUGCAGAGAGUGGAAAUGUCGACUUCAUAGUCGGUGGUGCCAUUGGGGUGUGUCCUAAGAACAAGGAAGAGGAGGUCGAUGACAUCUUCAACCAGCUUGGUGUUCCUAAGUUUAUCCGUGAUAAGAAAAUCGUCGUACGCACUGAGAAGGGCCGCUGGCCCACCAUCUGGGGUGAUGACCAGCCCCGUGAGCUGAUCACGACCCGAAGAGAAUUGUUGAGCUGGUGCUCUGAUAUCCAGAGUUAUGCCCCUAACAAGGCUUUGUUCCGCUUACUCGGCGAGUAUGCCAGCGAUCCUAGCGAAAAGAAGAUCCUCCUGUUCCUUUCCUCCGCUCAAGGCCAAGGUGCUUUCUGUGACCUGCGCACCAGCUCCCACGUCACCGUCUCCCAGCUGCUUCACGCAUUCCCUUCCUCUCACCCUCCCUUGGAUCACCUUCUCUCCGUCCUGAACACCCUCAUGCCCCGCUUCUACUCACUGUCCCAAGAUCCACUUCUGUCAUGCAAGCAGAAGGGCUCCGUGACUCGUCGUGUGAUCGAAGUUGCGGUAACCGUGGCCGAGUCUGAUGACUGGAAGGGAGGCCUCCGCACUGGUGUGGGAUCUGGAUAUCUCGAGCGCGUUGCACGACGAUUGAUUGACGCUGAAAAGAAGGGCAUCGACCCGCAGACUCUUGACCUCCACGUACCCAUGUUCCGAGGCCUGAUGGCCAACCCUCUAGCCAAGCGCUUCGCAUCCGAUGGUCCUAUGCUGCUUAUCGGCGCGGGAGUUGGCAUUGCUCCGUUCCGCGGUUUCGUGCAGCGACGCCUGCAGUCUGCCAACUGUGCGAACAAGGUCUGGGUGCUGCAGGGUGUUCGCGACUCUUUGCUGGACGAGCUCUACCGCGGCGAGUGGGGUGUCGAAGAAGAAAAGGUGCGAACAGUCGUCCAGAGCCGUCGCGGCGAGAGCAAGUACGUGCAAGAGGAGGUCCGGAACCAAGCUGAUCUUGUCUGGUACGUGAUCAACGCUUUAGACGGGCGUGUCUUUGUCUGCGGUAGCGGAAAGGGCAUGGGAGAGGGCGUUGAAGCCGCCUUGAUCGACGUAGCCAUGGCCAAGGGUAACCUCAACAUGGAAGAAGCGACAUUGUUCUGGGAGAACAAGAAGGAAGCUGGACAGUACAUUGCAGAAACAUGGUAAAUCCUCUCGAGCGGUAUACCAAAGCUAGCCAAAUUGACUUUGGCUUUGCUGCGCUAUGCUGUACUGUCUUAUGCAGUAACUUUGCAUGGCAAGCUCACAACAUCACAUGCUUUCUUGCAUGUGACAUCUUUCAUUUCCAUUCGAAUCUGUAUGACAU
Molecule: messenger RNA, 2204 nt
Organism: Aspergillus welwitschiae
Lineage: Eukaryota; Fungi; Ascomycota; Eurotiomycetes; Eurotiales; Aspergillaceae
Product: FAD binding domain protein
Exons: 3
Coding region: 107-2047 (646 amino acids)
Biological process (GO): homocysteine metabolic process
Cellular component (GO): cytosol
Molecular function (GO): [methionine synthase] reductase (NADPH) activity; FMN binding; flavin adenine dinucleotide binding
Source: RefSeq, a predicted model, not a curated record